Messenger RNA from Syngnathus typhle (broad-nosed pipefish), 4454 nucleotides. It is a transcript of the gene pip5k1ba, whose product is annotated as phosphatidylinositol-4-phosphate 5-kinase, type I, beta a. Gene Ontology annotation, biological process: phosphatidylinositol metabolic process. The record is from RefSeq and is a predicted model, not a curated record. Bases 2032 to 3804 code for a protein of 590 amino acids. The transcript has 15 exons. Gene Ontology annotation, molecular function: phosphatidylinositol kinase activity. NCBI's taxonomy places the organism in Eukaryota, Metazoa, Chordata, Actinopteri, Syngnathiformes, Syngnathidae.
GCUUUCAGCAAAUCUUUUGCCUAUUCUCAACAAUGAGGAGACACUUUUAUUUAAGAUUGUUGUUGAAAUUCAUGUUAGAAAUGUUAAUCAUUGGCUGUCAGCCAUCAGGAAGAUACUUUGACUUCAGUGUAGCAAGAGGAAAUAAACGCCACUGCCCUUCACCAACAUCAUAAGGAGCAGAUUAUCCGCAUUACAGUACUUGUCAAACAAAACUGUGUGGGUGACAAAAAAAAUACUGUGCAUACAUUUUUACUCGGCAUUCACUGCACAUUACAAACAUAUUACCUGCACUUGUGGUUUCCCAUGAAAAUGUUAUUGAAAAUUAUAAAAUGAGUAGUAAAAAGUAACCAACAUCAUUUUUGAAAAUUACAGAAAGUGAUUGUGAGAGCAGGUUGAAUUUGAAUUGACAUCCUCCAAACACGUUUAUAAACAGUGACCAACUUGUGACAAACAAAUUGGAUGUGAUUAACAUAUAUAACAGGCCUAUUAUGUUAUGUGUGCAAGCAUCCACAACAAGAAGUCCAUUUUUGUCACAUACCUACACAUUGCUUUCACUAAUCAGAUCACACUCAAGCCCCCUUACCCCCUUACUUUGUCAUUUUAGUUGAUACCAUUAUGUCACUCAGUGUGUUUGCUAAAAUGAAUUGUCACAGGGUGUUCAAACUAUUCAUUGCAAUCUGCUUCUAAUCUGUACAAACAAUACUAACCCUGUAACUGGUCCGCCCACGUGAAAAAGGCUUCCGAAUGAUCCUUAUGAAACAGUUUUAUUUUUUUUAAUCCUGAAAAUAAAAGUCCCCAUAUCAUUUCGCUCUCUCCAGAGUCUUGCUGUUUUGAAAACAGGUAUUCCAGUCAUUGUGGUUUUAUAUUAAUCUUUUUUUUUGGGGGGGGGGGGGUGUUGUUUCUCCUGUAAUCAUGCACUUCUUGUCAUUUACGUACUCGUAGUUUUAUGAAUUUUAUCUAGUGUCAGCAGUCGUGCCCAACUGUAUCAGCCAAUCACAUACUGUAACGUUCCUGGUCUUACCUAAUUAUUAUUUUUUUAAACAGUUUUUGUUCACUUCUCAUUAACAUCUCGUUGUGUGUUAUGUAGCGUGUGAUUGCUUGCAUUUCUUUUCUGACUCUGGUUGCCGUGACGUUCUGUUCAUGAGAACUAUAGAUUUUGAGGUUUCCUGUGUUGCUGCUUAUUUAUCAUCAUCUUGGUUUAUUUGCCACAACCAUUUCCUCUUCACCUCUUGAUCUUCAAAUACAUUAGUUCAAACAAUACUUUCUCAAAUAUGUAUUUAUUAUUAUGUUACAUUAAAAACUGUUAACACAUUUUGAGAGGAAAUGACUACAAUGAAAUUACAAUAUUAUAUAUAUUAUUUAUACGUAGUGAAUUUCUUCUAAAUUUACAAUUGCUCGCCACACAGUCAUUGUUGUUGCCAUUUAUUUGGGUAUAAAAUGCUUUAAGUAAACUUUUAUGAUUUUGUACUAAAUUCUUGUGAGACAGUAAAGAUCAUUGCUUGGGCAUUCGAUAACAUAAAUUGGAUUUUAGCUUAAACAGCACAAAUGUACACCAUUAAAUAUAUUUAUUUUUAAGGGCACUUUGUGGUCCAAAAUGGAACAACACAUAUCCAUCCAGACAAAAUCCAAGGUAGCAGUUAUCCUUUAUUAUGGCAUAUAAUCUGAAUCUUUCUUAGUUGCCAUUUUUUGUUCUUGCUUCUGAGGAAAUGGAUGAAUAUUUUCUAAACAUUAUGUUUCCUCUGUUAUAUAAAACGAGGGGAUUGGGUAAGCAACAUUUUUUUGCCAAUCCUUCUUAAGUGGGAUCAAGGGUUUUUGUGGCGGAUUCGUCAGCUAAACACACGCGCAAACACUGAAGGACCUUCAGAGUGCAGAAAGCUGUUCUCCAGACCGAAGCCUCAGCACAAUUUUGAGUGUUCUACCUGGGGAAAAUGCAGUUCUAGUCAUUUCUAUUCAAGGCGGGAUUGACAUUAAAGGGGAACCUGGUGUACCUUGUCCAUACUUCCUCCUUGUCAAGUUCUGUCUCGUUGAAAAAUGUCAACCAGCAGCACAAUCAGUUCAGGGAAAGGAAGCCAUGCCUCCAAAGUGCCAAAAGAUCACAAAAAGCCCACACAAGCUGCCCUGAAAGGAGCCAUCCAGCUAGCCAUUGGUUAUGCUGUAGGAAACCUUAGCUCCAAACCUGACAGAGAUGUUCUCAUGCAAGAUUUCUCCGUAGUUGAGAGUGUCUUCUUGCCAAGUGAGGGCAGCAACAUGACUCCUGCUCAUCACUUUCCUGACUUCCGUCUUAAAACAUAUGCACCGCUGGCAUUCCGCUACUUUCGGGAACUCUUUGGCAUCAAACCAGAUGACUAUCUGUACUCCAUCUGUAAUGAGCCUCUUAUUGAGCUGUCCAACCCUGGUGCCAGCAGUUCAUGGUUCUAUCUUACCAGUGAUGAUGAGUUCAUAAUCAAGACUGUGCAACCAAAGGAGGCGGAGUUUCUGCAGAAACUGCUACCCGGCUACUACAUGAACCUGAACCAAAACCCGAGAACUUUGCUUCCCAAGUUCUAUGGCCUUUACUGCAUCCAAUGUGGUGGCGUAACAGUCCGUGUGGUGGUGAUGAAUAAUGUGCUGCCUCGUGCCAUGAAGAUGCACUACAAGUAUGACCUGAAGGGCUCCUCAUACAAACGUCGUGCUUCACGCAAAGAACGCUUAAAGUCUUCACCUACAUUCAAAGACUUGGAUUUCCAAGAGAUGCAUGAAGGUUUGUGCUUUGAUGCGGAGACCCACAACGCCCUGAUGAAAACCCUGCAGAGAGACUGCCGGGUUCUAGAAAGCUUCAAAAUCAUGGACUACAGCCUCCUGCUUGGAAUUCAUGUUUUAAACCGCAAGGUGCCGAGCAGAGAGAGCAGACGUGACAGCAGGAAGCAGAGAGUUCUCUACUCCACUGCUCUUGAAUCCAUCCAGGGUACUGUGAAAGAUCCAGAACCAGUGGCAGAUGAUGACACAUUCGGUGGAAUUCCGGCUAAACAUAGAGAUGAACACCUCCUCAUCUUUUUAGGAAUUAUUGACAUCCUCCAGUCCUACAGGUUCAUUAAGAAGGUGGAACAUUCCUGGAAAUCUCUUUUACAUGAUGGGGACACCGUGUCAGUUCACAGGCCCAAUUUCUAUGCAAACCGAUUCCUGAAAUUCAUGAGCUCAGUCGUGUUCAAACGCAUCCAUCCUUUGAGACGAAUAUCUUCCAAAAGGAAGAAGAAUUCUUUUUAUGCAGUGAAGUCAGCCUCACAGGAGUUGCUUUCUUCUCAAAAGGAGGAAUUGGAGACAAAGAAAGCACAAAGCAUGGAGGACCUAGAUGGUAAAUACAAAAAGAACCUAGAUGUUUGCAGUUCAUCCAAUCAACCAGAUGUUCUACAAAAAUCUGCUGUUACGUUCAAGUCUGCUGAAGAAGACCACCUUAAUAACAGUGAGCACAGACGUGCCUCCAGUUCAACACUUGCAUUGGAUGAUCCUCUGCCGCCCCUCACCAGAAGCCAGUCAGACUCUGAACUGGAUGCCUACUUGGGCUCAGGUAAUGACCAAUUACAGCUCAGCUUGCAAACAUCACAUGAGCCUCCCUAUUUCUGCACCGGAAAGACAAAUAACGAUGAGGCAGAAAUUGACAAAGAGCCAAAUGAUGAUGUUGAGAAAGCUGAACAGAAGCAAGUUGAGCGCACCACUGAGGGAGAACCAAAGGACUUGGGAGUCACUGAGCAGGAAAAAAAGACAGUUGAAGAUCCUCAGAGUAAAAUGCAAGCAAAUUGUGAGACACACACAGAGAACAUACAGUGAGGAGAAAAAGACGGUGGUUGCUCGCCAGGAAAAGCGGAUGGAAGGUAGAAGAGGAUGACGUCAAUACAUUGAGACCUCACAAUAGUAGAUGGAUGAUGUGAACUGCCGGUAUUUACAGUACAUGCUCAAUAUCUUUCAUUUCCUUUAAGUCCAAUGAGAAGUGGCAUUCUAUAUGACUUUCACACCAAAUCACGCUAGCAAAUACGGUAGAGCUUGGUUUUGUUACAAUACAUCACACAUGCUGCUAAUUGUACAAUUGUUUUUAUUUUGUAUGUAAUUGUUCAAAUUCUCUCAGUGGCUGGAUCCCUGGGCAAAUAUUUUCACAAGUCAUUCACAUGCGCAUCUAAUUUAUUCUCCAACAUGCUUGCUAUUUACAUCUAAACUGAAAUGUUGACAUAUUGAAAUCAUAUUGAUAUCUCUUGCUUUCAUUUCAUCCUUUUUUUUUCAUGUGCCUAAAAAUGUUUAAAAAUCAAAGUGAUUUGAACUUGUAAUAGAAAUAGUUGUGGCGGUAAAAUAUACACAAUUUUAGGAUCAUUCCUUCGGCGCUCUAUGGAGACAGAUAUGAAAGAAAAUAUUGCAUCAUUCCAUGGCCACUACACUGUUAAAAAAGAAAGUUAACAUAGACAUCAAAUAAAAUUUGUGAAAUAUGA